Molecule: messenger RNA, 2228 nt
Organism: Rhea pennata
Lineage: Eukaryota; Metazoa; Chordata; Aves; Rheiformes; Rheidae
Gene: BLOC1S3
Product: biogenesis of lysosomal organelles complex 1 subunit 3
Exons: 2
Coding region: 73-606 (177 amino acids)
Cellular component (GO): BLOC-1 complex
Source: RefSeq, a predicted model, not a curated record
GGCACGUGACGCGGGCGCUGCGCGCGCCGCCUGUCAUGUGACCUGCGGAGGCGCCGGGCGCCAGGUGGGGCCAUGGCGGCCGCCCGCACCGAGGCGGUGGUGCCCGGCGAGGCCUCGGAGAGCGACUCCGACUCGGAGCUGUACGCGGCGGCCGCCUGCGCCGCCCCGCCGGGGCUCAAGGUGCCGGGCGAAGCCUCCGAGACCGACUCCGAGGAGGAGGAGGAGGAGGCGGCGAGGCCGAAGGGCUUCCCGGACCUGCCGCCGCUGGUGGUGGAGCGGAGCCCGGCGGCGGCGGAGCGGCCGGAGGCGGCGCCGGCGCCGUGGGGCGGCUCCUUGCUGCAGCAGCGGCUGCUGGAGGGCAACGCGCGGCUGCGGGGCGCCGUGGGGGGAGCCGUGCGGCGCGGCUACGCCGAGGCCGCCCGGCACCUCGGCGCCCUGGCCGCCCCCCUGGGCCGGGCCCAGGCCGCCGCCGCCGGCGCCUCCCACAGCCUCCGGCUGGCCCGCCGCGACCUGCGCGCCGUGGCCGCCGCCGUGGACAUCGUCGCCGGCUGCGGCCUCCUGCCCGACAUCCGCGGCGAAUUGCCGCCGGCGCCUUGUGGCCCGUGAUGGUCUCCGUGCCGCAGCUGCUGGGGCCACCGGCUGUGGCCUCCUGCCCAACAUCUGUGGUGACUUGCCACCAGCACGUCGUGGCCCGUGGUGACCUCCGUGGUGCCACCAGUUGAGGCCUCCUGCUUGACAUCUGUGGUGACUUGCCACCAGCACCUCGUGGCCCGUGGUGACCUCCAUGGUGCCACCAGCUGUGGCCUCCUGCCCGACAUCUGUGGUGACUUGCCAUUGGCACCUCGUGGCCCGUGGUGACCUCCAUGGUGCCACCGGCUGUGGCCUCCUGCCUGACAUCUGUGGUGACUUGCCACCAGCACCUCGUGGCCCAUGGUGACCUCUGUCUUGCAGCUGAUGGGGCCACCGGCUGUGGCCUCCUGCCUGACGUCUGUGGUGACUUGCCAUUGGCACCUCGUGGCCCGUGGUGACCUCCAUGGUGCCACCGGUUGUGGCCUCCUGCUUGACAUCUGUGGUGACUUGCCACCGGCACCUCGUGGCCCAUGGUGACCUCUGUACUGCACCCCCAUGGUGCCACCGGCUGUGGCCUCCUGCCUGACAUCUGUGGUGACUUGCCACCAGCACCUCGUGGCCCAUGGUGACCUCUGUCUUGCAGCUGAUGGGGCCACCGGCUGUGGCCUCCUGCCUGACGUCUGUGGUGACUUGCCAUUGGCACCUCGUGGCCCGUGGUGACCUCCAUGGUGCCACCGGUUGUGGCCUCCUGCUUGACAUCUGUGGUGACUUGCCACCGGCACCUCGUGGCCCAUGGUGACCUCUGUACUGCACCCCCAUGGUGCCACCGGCUGUGGCCUCCUGCCUGACAGCCGUGGUGACUUGCCACCAGCACCUCGUGGCCCGUGGUGACCUCUGUACUGAGCACCACCAGCUGCGGCCUCCUGCCCGACAUCCGCAGCGACUUGCCCGUGGCGUAGCUGCGGUGGCACCGGCACCUCAUAGCACAUGGCGACCUCCAUGCUGUGGCAGAUGCCACCAGCUGUGGCCUCCUGCUCGACGUAGGUGGUGACUUGCCCACGGUGUAGCCGUGGUGCCGCCAGUGCCUCAUGGCACCUGAUGACCUCCGUGCCCUGGCCGACGGUGUCACUAGCACCUCGUGGCACGUGCCGAUCUCCAUGCUGUGGUUGAUGGCGUCACCAGCUGUGGCCUUCUGCUUGACGUACGUGGUGGCUCGCUGCCAGCGGCGCCGCGGUGUCACUGCCCCUGGACUGCUGCUCUGGUGCCUCCUGCCGCGUCCGCCUGGCCUGUGACCACCUUGUGACUGUGGCCACCAGCCACAGUCUCCUGCUUGACGAAGGUGGUGGCUUGCUGACGGCGUAGCUGCGGUGUCACCGGUACCAGGCUGCCGCUGUGGCGCUUCACACCACGCGCCUGAACGUCACCGGCUGCGGCCUCCUGCCUGACGUUCAUGGUGACCUGCUGCCAGUGUAGUCACGGUGUCACCGUCACCAGGCCGUGGGUCUGGUGCGGGUUUCCCCCCACCCCAACCCUCACUUGUUGUUUUCGGGUGGGUUUUUCCUGCCCCACUCAAGGGCUUUAUCAAAACUCGGCAGCAAAUAAACCCCGCCGGGGAGGACGCCCACGGCGGCGCCGGCUCCAGCGCAGGGGCGACCGUG